CCCGCCCCCGCUGCCAUGUUGGAUUGUGCGGCAGCCGCCGCCGCCGCCGCCGCCGGAGGACUGGAGGAGUAGCGAGUUUAGCGCAGCCGCCGGAGUGCGAGGACAACGACCAUCCGGCCCGAGCCGAGCCGAGCCGAGCCGGGCGGGAGCCGGGAGCUUCCCUGUCUGCACGCGGUCCGCGGGCGCCCGCCGUCAGCUCCUUCCCUCGGCCUCCGCGCGCUGGAGGAGCGGCGGGAUGCUGCGCCUGUGACUGCCCGCCCCGCGCCCCUGUCACCCCGAGUGGGACCCAGUGCUCGCCCACCUCCGGAGGAGACAGCCCUGGACGCUCCACCCCACCGGCGGCACCAUGAGCUCGGGCCAGCAGCCUCCGCGGAGAGUCACCAACGUCGGCUCCCUGCUGCUCACCCCGCAGGAGAACGAGUCGCUCUUCUCCUUCCUCGGCAAGAAAUGUGUGACUAUGUCUUCGGCAGUGGUGCAGUUGUAUGCAGCCGAUCGGAACUGUAUGUGGUCAAAGAAGUGCAGUGGCGUUGCUUGUCUUGUUAAGGACAAUCCUCAGAGAUCUUAUUUUUUAAGAAUAUUUGACAUUAAGGAUGGGAAAUUACUGUGGGAACAAGAGCUAUACAAUAACUUUGUAUAUAAUAGUCCUAGAGGAUAUUUUCAUACCUUUGCUGGAGAUACUUGUCAAGUUGCUCUUAAUUUUGCCAAUGAAGAAGAAGCAAAAAAGUUCCGAAAAGCAGUUACAGACCUGUUGGGCCGACGACAGCGGAAGUCUGAAAAAAGACGAGAUGCUCCAAAUGGUCCCAAUCUACCCAUGGCUACAGUUGACAUAAAAAAUCCAGAAAUUACAACAAAUAGGUUUUAUGGUUCACAAGUCAACAACAUCUCCCACACCAAAGAAAAGAAGAAAGGAAAAGCUAAAAAGAAGAGGCUAACCAAGGCAGAUAUUGGAACACCAAGUAACUUCCAGCACAUUGGACAUGUUGGAUGGGAUCCAAAUACGGGGUUUGAUCUUAAUAAUUUGGAUCCAGAAUUGAAGAAUCUUUUUGAUAUGUGUGGGAUCUCUGAAGCCCAACUUAAAGACAGAGAAACAUCAAAAGUUAUUUAUGACUUUAUUGAAAAGACAGGAGGUGUAGAAGCUGUUAAAAAUGAACUCCGAAGGCAAGCACCACCACCUCCUCCACCCUCAAGGGGUGGACCUCCUCCUCCUCCUCCCCCUCCUCAUAGCUCAGGCCCUCCUCCCCCGCCUGCCCGUGGAAGGGGGGCUCCUCCCCCCCCACCUUCCAGAGCUCCCACUGCUGCACCUCCACCGCCCCCUCCUUCCAGGCCGGGUGUUGUUGUUCCUCCGCCCCCUCCAAACAGGAUGUACCCCCCUCCACCACCAGCGCUGCCCUCCUCGGCACCUUCAGGCCCACCACCACCUCCACCUCUGUCUAUGGCAGGGUCCACAGCACCACCACCUCCCCCACCACCUCCGCCUCCCCCAGGGCCACCACCUCCCCCUGGCCUGCCUUCUGAUGGUGACCAUCAAGUUCCAGCUCCUUCAGGAAACAAAGCAGCUCUUUUGGAUCAAAUUAGAGAGGGUGCUCAGCUAAAAAAAGUGGAACAGAAUAGUCGGCCUGUGUCCUGCUCAGGAAGGGAUGCGCUUUUAGACCAGAUACGACAGGGCAUUCAACUGAAAUCUGUGUCAGAUGGCCAAGAGUCCGCGCCCCCGACACCUGCCCCCACUUCAGGAAUUGUGGGCGCACUGAUGGAAGUGAUGCAGAAAAGGAGCAAAGCCAUUCAUUCCUCAGAUGAAGAUGAAGAUGAUGAUGAUGAAGAAGAUUUUGAGGAUGAUGAUGAGUGGGAAGACUGAUCUAUAUAUUAUAUAUAUUUUUAAGGUGAAAUACUAAACACUACUUUCUGUCUAUGGAUCUGUAAAAUUAUCAUGUAAAUGUUCUACCAAUUUGCUGUAUAUUUUUGUUGCCUUGUUUUUGCUUUUUUUUUUAAAUUAAUCUGUGCAAUACCUCAUUUAAUCUGUAAAGGUUUGUUAUAAUCCUAUACAAAGCUACUCCCUGUUACUGUGUGCAAGUUUACAGCAGGAUGCUCACGUGACUUGUGAAUAUUUUCAUUCCAUCAGCAAGGGAGUUUAAUUAUGUGUGAGACUGACACAAACCUUAAUGUAAUUUACUUAGAAUGCCAGAAGGAGAACACUAUUUUCAUACCCUACUUUUUCUGUACCUAAAUUUUCUUAAUAAAAUUUAGCAUAGCACUACAUUCUUUUUCAAGUGAUGUAAACUUUAGUUUCUUUAGCCCCUUCAUUUUGAAUAUGAUGCCACAUAUGAAUGUUGAAGCUGAUACAUUGCACAAUUCUCUAGACAUCACUACACUGAUGCAGUUUUUCAAAUUCUAGCAAUAUGUUCUGCUUAAAAUCACUACAGAGACACUAAUGAAUAGAAACAGUAGCACACCUCUUCUGUAGUACUGCUUGCCACCGGUAAGCAGUGGCAUCUGCAGGCAGGAAUCCUGAUGAGCCCUCACAUACCUGUACUUGACCAAGAUUGCUUUUAUGUUAUGGCACAUGUGACAGGCUCUUCUCAGCAAAGAAUUGAACUCUUUUGGUAUGACUCCCAAAAAUAGUUUCAGUUAAUAUUUAUGGAGGUUGUUUCAUGCAUCAUAACCAAUUGUAGUCAUGCCCACAUUUGACUCAAAGUGUUAUCAAAACAAUGCUAAAAUGGUAUGAAGUUAUCUUUGUAUUUUGCAGAGUGUGUGCAUUGUUGUAUUCAGAAAUACGAAUUGUAAAUGUCAGAUUUUUUGGCAAAAGUAUGCACAAAUGCUAAACCUCACAUAUACUGUAUGUUUUUACUUAGAUAGUUUCUCCAGGUUUUUGUCAAAUAUCUGAUGAAAAGUUACAUAUUUCUUAAAAGAUUGAUGGUCCCAAUGGCAAAUUUCUUAGAACACAUAACUGAUUUGAUAGAUUUUUUUAAAAAAUAAAACUUUACAGCCUGCACACUUGUUAUGCAUACUAGAUGGUAUGAUAAAAUUAGAACUUCCUUGCCUCUUUACAGUACACUAAUCUGCCUAAAGGUGGCCGUUUCAUAUUUACAAUGAUAAUUAUCUUACCUACCUACUUUAAAUAAAUUUUAGGUAGACGGUUAUCUGAUUUAAAUACAGUCAUAUUUUUCUCACAUUGAGUUGUAUGCAGAAUGUAGCUUCAAAUGUAUUCAUUAUAGUCAUAAUAUCCAACUAAAAAUUAUGCUAUCUAGAAGUAUACCGACCAAAAUCUAGUAUUGACAUGAUCUUGACAGGCUGGACCUGCAAGAUAUGGCUUGAAUUUUAACCAGUUUAUCACAUAAUCUUUAGUGAUCAUGUAUCUAGUUAUUGUCAGGAAUAAUUUAAACGGUUUAGUUGCUGAAAGCAGUUAAGUGGUACAGUAAGAUAGUUAAGUUAUUCAAAGAGUGUUACCUUCCUUGCGAGAGUAAUUACAGCACAUUGGAGAGAUUCUCCGUUCUGUGUUUCUUGUAAAAAACAGUGCUGUCUGCUGCUAGGAGCCUUUUUCUGCUUACUGUCUUUUUCCUGUGGCUUGAGAUCUGUGAGACUGGGGUGGGUGAGGCUGGACAACCACUACCCGUAAAAUUAGGAGUUUGUCAAAUCGUGAUUAUGUUACAUAAAUAACAUCGGGCUUUUGUAUUCUUUUUCUUUUUGACAUAAAAAAACUAAAUUCCUAGAAAUGUCUUUUGAGAUAAUGCCAAUUCUGAUGUCCCAUACCUUUUGGCCAGGAAGUUUGGGAUUUAUCCAACUAACUUGGUAUUUGCCCAGGAGCUUGUCUAGAGACUUUCAGUUCUUUGAGUUGCGUAUACAUGGGGAGUAUGUUAUUUGCCAAAGAUAAUUGAAGUUCUUCUUUUUCAUACAGAAGAGGGGUUUUGUUUUUGUUUGCUUUUUAUUUUUUUGUGCUAAGUCUAAAUGACAAGAGCUGUGGAAUUCAGUCCAGGCAUGAAGACUAAAUCCACUCUGCCGAGGAAGGUAUCAGCUGUGCGUCUCAGUCCUCCACCAUCUUGCACUGUGGGUGGCACUACUUGUGCAUCGUCUGGAAGCCUCAUGGAUAUAUCCAGCUACGUGAUUGUCUGGUAGCCUUUGCAUUUAACAAACUAGCAUGAGGCCUUUUAUAUCUAAACGCUAUGUGAUAGACAAUUUCAGCUAGCCACAUAUUGUAUUAUGAAAUUCAUAAAGAUUUUCAAUCAUUCAAUUCCAUUUAUCAACUGAAAUUUUGUUUAGUAUGUGAAUUUUUUUUGAAAUGUAUAGUGAAUAGGAUGUUGCACUGGUGGCAAUUCAUCAUGGAGCAUAAUAAAAUUAAUUUGACCCAAA
Messenger RNA from Peromyscus eremicus (cactus mouse), 4341 nucleotides. RefSeq names its product WASP like actin nucleation promoting factor (gene Wasl). The transcript is spliced from 11 exons. Gene Ontology annotation, molecular function: small GTPase binding; actin binding. The coding region runs from base 347 to 1852 and encodes 501 amino acids. The record is from RefSeq and is a predicted model, not a curated record. Gene Ontology annotation, biological process: actin filament organization; regulation of Rho protein signal transduction. Lineage: Eukaryota; Metazoa; Chordata; Mammalia; Rodentia; Cricetidae.